CGCUGCCUUUCCCGUUUAAGAAAAAACCCAUGUUAACUUCGGAAUGUGUAAAUUAGAAAACAAUAGUAGGAGGUUGUUAAGUUAACUAGUAAAGUGUGAAAGCUGAAAAGUGUUUCCGCUGGGUCGUGGCUGUUAGGGUGUGAACUUGCAAACUCAUCAGAAGAGGACUUUGUUUAAGGAUUCUCGUUGUUUUAAGGUUAAAUUUUGGUGGCAUUAUUAUUGGAGCUGGUAGGUAGAUGUGGCGAGGGUAAAUAAAUGAGAGAAACGAGGGUAAAUAAAAUAGAGAAAUAACUCUGCAUGUUGACCGGUGGAUAUUAGAGUAGUAGUAGUAGUAGAAAGAAUAGAAAUAGAAAUAAAAAUAGAAUCCCUAAAGAGAAAUCAACACCAACACCAAAAACCAAAACCAAAACCAAACCAAAACUUUAUCCAUCCAUCCCAAAAAGUUUGCUUUGGUUAAUGCCCCUAACAAAUUUCCAUUUUUAUUUUCCCUGUUUGUGACUAGAGAGUUGGGUUCCCAUGCCGGUUGAUUUGGACAACGCUUCCACAGCUUCAGGGGAAGCCGCCAGCGUCUCUUCCUCCGGCCACCAAACAAAACCCGCCGUCCCAAAGAAAAAACGAAACCUCCCGGGCAUGCCAGAUCCCGAGGCAGAGGUGAUUGCUCUAUCGCCGACGGCGCUCUUGGCAACAAACCGUUUCGUGUGCGAGAUAUGCAACAAGGGAUUCCAGAGGGACCAGAAUCUGCAGCUUCACCGGCGGGGCCACAACCUGCCGUGGAAGCUGCGGCAGAGGUCAAGCAAGGAGGUGCGAAAGAGAGUGUACGUGUGCCCCGAGCCCACGUGCGUGCACCACGACCCUGCCAGAGCUUUAGGGGACUUGACGGGGAUCAAGAAGCACUUCUGCAGGAAGCACGGCGAGAAGAAGUGGAAAUGCGACAAGUGCUCCAAGAAGUACGCUGUUCAGUCCGAUUGGAAGGCGCACUCCAAAGUCUGCGGCACCAGAGAGUAUAAGUGCGACUGUGGAACCGUUUUCUCCAGGAGGGAUAGCUUCAUCACUCAUAGGGCGUUUUGCGAUGUGUUGGCGGAGGAGAACGUGAGAUCUCACGCUGUUGUGAAAGAUAAUUCGGAGAAUGAUUCCAAGGUUUUAACCUUAACCGGUGAUUCGCCACCGCUACAGCCUGUCUCUGCAACGGUGGCUACUACUACUACGCAGACAAAUAGUGCUAUGUCCUGUGGUUUGCAGACGCAGAACCUAGAGUUGCCAGAAACCAAUCCCCCGCAAGUCAUUGAGGAGGAGCCACAAGGUGCUACUGCUGUAAGUGGGAGCUGUGGCAGCAACAGCACCUGCUCAACAAGCAAUGGCGGUGCUACUAGUAAUAGCAAUAGUAGUAGUAGUGUGUUUGCGGGUUUAUUUGCUUCUUCAACAGCAUCUGGGAGCCUACAAUCUCAAACACCAGCAUUCAGUGACUUAAUUAGAGCCAUGGGGCCUCCGGAACACCCUGCAGAUCUUAUCUCAGCUCCUUCAUCAUCCGAGGCCAUAUCUCUUUGCCUCUCCACCACCAGUGCCUCACCAAUCUUCGCAACAGGAGGCCAACAGUAUGUGUCGUCGCCACCGCAGCCUGCCAUGUCAGCCACUGCAUUGCUGCAGAAGGCAGCUCAAAUGGGUGCUGCUGCCACAAACGCCUCCCUUCUUCGUGGGUUUGGUAUUGUGUCAUCAUCAUCUUUGGCUUCGACCUCAUCGGGGCAGCAAAAUGGCCUGCAAUGGGGCCAGCAGCAGUUAGAAUCCGAGAGCGGCUCCGUUCCUGCAGCAGGGCUAGGACUUGGUCUUCCAUGUGAAGAUGGUGGUUCUGGACUAAAGGAAUUGAUGAUGGGAACACCCUCAAUGUUUGGUCCUAAACACACCACUCUUGAUUUUCUAGGAUUGGGGAUGGCUGCUGGUGGCACUGCUGGUGGAGGCUUAUCUGCACUUAUCACAUCUAUUGGUGGUGGUUUGGAUGUAACUGCAGCCUUUGGCAAUGGAGAUUUUUCUGGCAAAGAUAUUGGAGGUAGCUCUUGAUAUAGCAGUAAUAAUAUAUUUUGGUAGUAAGAAAGAAAGAACAAGAGCUGCACUUAUCAGGGCAAAAAGUUAUAUAAGACAGUGUAGAAUUAAAAAUGUUGUCUUUGUGUAGAAUCUUUAGUUGCAAUGCACCAACAUGCACAAAUGAGGGCCUUUUUAGGAUUGUGUUGCUCCCUUUAAUGCGAGGGAGAGAAACUGUAUUUAGUGUUAGAAAACGGAAAGUUGGCACAAGUUACAAUAUGCUUGCUCUGGAUGAAGGGUAGUUGUUCAAUUAAGGGUGUUUUGCCAAAGGGUUUGAACUUUGAUAUGGUUGUCGUAGGUUAUGGCGACAGUGGCACGUUUGAAGAUAUACUCAACAGUGUUGAUUGAAUUUGAAUUAAGCCGUUGGAUCAUGGAUGCUUUGGUUCGUAGCUGUUGGCAUAAAUCAGGAAACUUUGAUGAUGUUGUAGUUUUCUUCAACUGUCGAUUUAUUGUAACGAGGUGGAUUUCCACGUACGCCCCAUUGUUUUGUAGUUAAUGGUUGAUUGAAUUCUUCUAGUGAGUAAGUAGUGUUUUUAUGUAAAUGUCAUGAAGAAUUGUUGUAUUCCGUAUUUCCUUUUGUAGUUAAAGUUGCUGUUUUAAGCAGCUUUAUUUAAUUGCCAAGCAUUUACGAUA
Molecule: messenger RNA, 2706 nt
Organism: Glycine soja
Lineage: Eukaryota; Viridiplantae; Streptophyta; Magnoliopsida; Fabales; Fabaceae
Product: zinc finger protein GAI-ASSOCIATED FACTOR 1-like
Exons: 4
Coding region: 517-2052 (511 amino acids)
Cellular component (GO): nucleus
Molecular function (GO): DNA-binding transcription factor activity
Source: RefSeq, a predicted model, not a curated record